Messenger RNA from Amphimedon queenslandica, 1457 nucleotides. RefSeq lists its product as uncharacterized. The transcript has 4 exons. The record is from RefSeq and is a predicted model, not a curated record. Bases 72 to 1379 code for a protein of 435 amino acids. Gene Ontology annotation, molecular function: protein binding. NCBI's taxonomy places the organism in Eukaryota, Metazoa, Porifera, Demospongiae, Haplosclerida, Niphatidae.
AUUACAACCCAAGGAAUGAUGACUUGAACACUGCUAGAGAUGGCUAUGAGUUUGAGAGUGUUGCUGGCAUAAUGAAAGCAGUUCCCUUACCCAGAGUAGUGUAUGUUAAUAAGCACUGCACUGCUAGCCUAGGGAAAGAAGGUGGUGAAGAAAACAUUGAAGUUGGGACAUUGUUGUUAAUUCAAGGAGUAGAGAAAGUUAAAAGUCGCUUUGGGAAAGUCAACAUGCUUAAGUGUGUUAAAAUAACAGAUGACACAAGGGAGCUUUAUCUUGCUGAAAGCUGUAAAGGACAAUUCACUACACAGGAAUCAUUAAUACGCUUUCCUCUUACAGCCCUUUUGAAAUAUUUUGAAGCACCAAUCACUACAACAAUAUAUCAUGGGAAAGGAAAUUCACUUCAUUCUCGUUGUAAAAACAAAAUUAUAGUGAUAGAAAGCAAGAGCAUAACAAUGUCGACAUCAAUCAUUGUGUCACUUGGCUCUACUUCUGCUACGAUUCAACAGCAGCAUAAACCACUUGGGAAGCUGCUUGAAAUACAUACCAAUAUUUCUCUGGGUUUUUACAUUAGUAGUUGCAAUGGAAAAGAGACGGAAGACCUUAAACAAAAAGCAGUUUCUUUGUCACAGUCACUCUCUCCAGAACAAGUGACAGUCUUGUAUACAUUAGGAUUGGAGGAUUCAUUGCAAAGGGACCUGCUAUCACCAGUCAACAACAAAGAGUGGCUUCAUGAGAUCCAGACACUCAGUGAAACAAUAUAUGACUCUGCUCCAGUGGUGAUGCCUAAAGCUACAAAGAAGGCAGCAGUCUCUUCUCUUCCUAAACCUCAGCUUUUCUUGGCCAGUCAUGAUCCUAAAAUGAAUUGUUUUCUGUCUGAAGUGACCGAGAAGAAAGUCGAAAGCUAUACCCAUUCACAUAGUGAUGCAUUUAGCAGUCAAUCGUCUCAUCAGAAGUUAACAAUAGCAGUACAGGAUAAUUCUGCGUAUGGAAUGGUUGUACCAAAAGGAUUUCACAUUAAGUCUUCGGAAAAGCCCAAACUUUCAGUGGUAACAUCAAGCACUUCAAUCAAUCCAAGCACCAUUGUUACGUCUACCAAGUCUCCUGAAAGUUUCCCUGAAAAACCCCGAUCCAAAACCUUUCUUGAUUUCAAUAGAAGCACAUUGGCUAGCUAUGAUAUAAAAAAGGUAGUAGAUUUACUGGUAAAGAUGAGGUUGGAACAAUAUGCUGAGACAUUUCAGAGGGAGCAAAUUGAUGGUAAGAUACUGCUUGAAUUAGAUGAAAGUGUACUUAAGGAAGAGCUGGGAAUGACUAAGAGGAUACAUCGUUUAAAACUAUUGAACAUUAUUAAUGGUGAUCAAUGUAUUUCAUUUUAUCUUAAAUAGAUUGUUUUAACUUUGUGCAAGCAUGCAGUUAACUUAUUAUUAUUUUCACUUAAUAGACUUUUUUCCUUUUGAGACUAA